This is a messenger RNA of Magallana angulata, 10627 nucleotides long. RefSeq lists its product as uncharacterized. Gene Ontology annotation, molecular function: calcium ion binding; protein binding. Gene Ontology annotation, biological process: homophilic cell-cell adhesion. NCBI's taxonomy places the organism in Eukaryota, Metazoa, Mollusca, Bivalvia, Ostreida, Ostreidae. The coding region runs from base 315 to 9047 and encodes 2910 amino acids. Gene Ontology annotation, cellular component: extracellular region; plasma membrane. The transcript is spliced from 64 exons. The record is from RefSeq and is a predicted model, not a curated record.
GUUACAACAUGAUUUUAACUUUAGAGCCUAGCUUAUUAUCAAUACAUAUGUGACACUUCUGUACCAAGUUAACCAUUUAAAAACCUGGGAAGUGGAAUGCAGGAUUUAAUUUGCACCCUGGGCACCAUGGGUUAAGCGACCAAUUCAUGUUUUGUCAAUAUUGUUCUCCAGGAUUUACAGAGAUAGGUUUAUGUGAUUUUAUUGUCCGUGAAAAAUUGAAGAAAAUUUUUCGAACGUUUUUGGAUUGAAAUUAUUCCCCUUUUAAUUUUUAAAUGGAUUUUCAUUAAUUUUUAAGUUUCUGGUAAUCCAGAAGGAUGGCUAUCGGGCGGAUGACGGUGGUGACCUUGGGGUACCUGACCCUCCUUCUUUUGCACGUUAGGGUGGAGGGAACGUGGACAGGGCCCGAUUACUGGAACAGUAGGUACGGCACCCUCGGGAUCAACUAUGCCACUACGGAUGCCUUUGAAGGACUGUGGAGUGAUAGUCCUGGGAUUAUUGACCACUACUUCCUGUCCACGGGGUCUGAUUCUGGCCGACAGUGUAGUGGGGGGUGUAACUGUGAUGAGACAAAGAGAAUUGUCACAGGGUGUAGUGGACCCACAGUUGUGAUAAAAGGAUACACAUUUGACAACCUCACCGUGAACUCCUUUUCUUCCUCUGUCACAAAAAUUACCAUCAUCAAUGCCCCGAAUUUCAAGUAUUUUGACAAUGCUACUUUUGAUCAUCUUACAAAUUUGGAAGAAUUGACUAUUUACAAAACCAAACUAGUACAGUUCCCUGAUAUCUCAAGGACCAGCAUGAAAAGGAUGAUGCUGGGUGACAACAUGAUUAAAUUUUAUCCACACAACCACACCAAUCCAACAUGGCCUACCACUCUGACUAUGUUAUCACUGAUGAAAAAUGACAUAGAAUGGGUGCCGGACAACCUGUUCUCUGGGAGUCGUCUGGAGUUUGUUGGACUCAGCAUAAACAACAUUCGAUAUUUUCCUGGAAAAGCCUUUGAAAAUGCCAACAACAUUCAGUUUGUGAGUGUGGAUCAGAAUCAGAUUCAGACGGUAUCCAAAGCCCACCUGGCAUAUCUGGUCAACUCGGACCUAAAACACCUAAACCUGAGUAACAACUUGAUCUCCUACAUACAGCCUGGGGCCUUCUCCCAGCUACAGAAGCUGCUAAUUCUGGAGUUGCAUGACAAUGACUUGUCCACUUUGGCUGAGGGUGUAUUUGGAAAUAUCCCAAAUAUCCUUCAUUUGGAUUUGGUCAGGAACAACCUGCAGAUUCUGAAGAGUAAAUACUUCACCAACCUGCCAGCCCUACGAACCCUGCGGCUCCACUCCCAGAAAAUCAAAAUGACCAACAUCUACUUUGAUGCUUUUGAGAACAUCAAUGAAAACCUGACAAAUCUGUGGGUUAGUGACAACGCUCUGACAAGUUUUCCCCACCAGGUCCUGUCUGAACAGACCUACCUAUCUCUGAAGGAAGUAUAUGCGGAUACGAAUCAGAUCAGUAACCCCGUGGAGUACACGCUGGACGCCUUCAGCCUCAGUAUGACCUCAACAUACAAUGCAAAGUCGGGGGUCUUCAAAGUGUGGACAAAGUCACCCAACAUCGAGAAGUUGGUUCUAUCAGCCAAUAGGAUUGCUGAAGUAAAGUCUGACUAUUUCUGUGUCCUGACGAAUCUUCAGUACCUCUACCUCGAUCAGAAUUUGUUGACGGACGAGAAGUUUCCUAAUGACGCCUUGGACUGCAUGGCCAAAUUGUUUUACUUGGAGCUGUCAUCUAACAGUUUUAAGUACGUGCCCCAGACUGUGAGGUCCUCGGUCAAUAUGACCAGCCUCACACAGCUGUUCCUUGGCUCCAAUCACCUCACCUUCCUGGAGGCAGACACUUUCACUAACGCCUCCCUCACCAUUCUGGGACUAGAAAGCAAUAAUAUUCUGGCCAUUGAAAACAAUACUUUUUGUCCUACUCUCACACAAAUAAAUCUACAAGGCAAUGACUUUCGGUUUACUCAUCAGAACCCAUUCACAAACAUGGCCUCUCUGACUCGUCUGGAAUUAAACAACAAUGAGAUUGAUGACAUUCCAGACGAUGCAUUUGAUGGCUGUACAUCACUAUCUUACUUAACCCUCAGCAACAAUAAGCUUGGCUGGUUGAAAACCACGACGUUUGAGGAUACAGUACUGACACAUUUCUAUGCAUCAAACAACGAAAUAGCCUAUAUUGAGGAAGGCACUUUCAAGAACUUUACCUCCAUGACCAUAUUGUACUUGGAUAACAAUGCUCUAACCAAACUUCCCAGUGGGGGAGACUUCUCAGAUAAAAGCAUUACACAUCUCCGACUACAGGGGAACCGCCUCACAGAGAUCAACAGUGGGGUCUUCAACAAUCUGAAUGUGGCUUAUCUGUACCUACAAAACAAUGAGAUCUCAGUCAUAGGGUCUGAGGGCUUCAAAGGAGUGCAGAUUUCACAGGGACUGUAUCUGACUGGAAACACAUUGAAGAAACUGGAGUCUCGGGCAUUUGUGGAUGUAAACAUUGCUCAGCUGAGUCUAAACAACAUGCAGUUGACCUACUUACUGAGAGAUUCGUUUGUAAAUGUUCAAGCCACAGACAUAUUUCUCCAGAACAACAAGAUCGCUUACAUAGAGGAGGGAGCCUUCGACACUGUUUCUAUUGGGGAUGACUUACAUUUGUACGGGAACGGGAUGACCUCACUGCAAGGAAACAUCUUUGCCAAUAGCUCAGUCAUCUCAGACUCUCUGUUUCUGCACAACAACAAUCUCUUCUCCAUUCCAAUCAACGCAUUCGAUAAUCUCUCAGUCAGGAGAGUAUACCUCCAGGACAAUUCGAUCAGUGACUACCCCUCAGAUACACUGUCCAACAAGGCCUCACUGACUACUGUAGAUCUGACCAACAACAAGAUCACUUCUGUGACAGCCUCCACUUUCCUGAAUCAGGUGUCCUUGACCGACCUUGACCUAGAUAACAACCUUUUGACCACAAUUUCCAAGGAUGUCUUUACUCCAUUGAUUAAUUUGAGGAAUUUAGACUUGAGUGGGAACUCCAUUGGUUAUGUUGAGCCCCUGUCCUUUAGCUCACUGACGAGCCUACAGACUCUGGACAUCUCCUCCAAUCAGCUCAUCUUCUUCCCCAAACUCCCGAACAUGACCAGCCUCAAGUCGGUGGAUAUCUCUCACAACAAGCUUCAGUCCAUUGAGCACCAGGCUUUUGACGAUUUUGAAAACAGCAAAGUCUUUAAAACACUGAAGCUGGAUGAGAACUUGGCCCUGGGCUGUGACUGUUACCUGUAUGAGACCCUCCUAGUGGUCCAGACAACCAUCAGCGGCGGUCAGUGUGGGACCCCUGCCUCUGUCCAGGGGGUCCUGUUUGGAUAUGUGAACAAAACGUCACCAAUGUACUUUGAAAACCAAAAGCUCACCAAUUUCUUGUGCUCGCCUGUUAAUCUUGUGGCCUCCUCCCCCUCAGCAACCCAACUAACAGUCAGCUGGACCCGCCCAAAUAACACCGUGUCCUCCAGUACCUACAUACCUGAUGCCACCGCUAGCAGCUGGCAGUACAGAGUGACCUGUACCAGUAGUCCUGGGGCUGUGGUGUCCCAGGCUACAGUCAGUGGAACCACCCACACCUUCACAUCGGCCGAUGGAAUCACCGCGAGCACCACCUACGUGUGUACAGCCGCCCUGGUGACAGCCAAUCAUACGAGCGCCGAGAGUCAGCCCGUGGUGCUCACCACUCAGGCUAUUACUGCAACUGGGUCAAACGCUACUGUAGGAGCCACAGAUUGGAUAUUGCCAAUCGUUUACUAUGAUUAUAGUGUGACCAAUUCAGAUUUCAACGGAUUUUCUGAUGACAUCAUAUCGAAGCCUACAUAUGUUCCCAGCCCCUUUGGCUCCUGGCUGCUGCGGUCAGCCAAUCCUAACUCAGACUCAUUCUCUGGGUGGUUUGUGGACCAGUCAGGGACGUCUGUGAACUACAUCUACAAGGAAACCAUCACACUGAAGCUGGUCUCCUCCUCCCCUGUCACGCACAGGUUCUCUGCCCUGAACAGCUACUUCCCUGUAGACAACAAGGGCUUUGGAAACCAGGACAAGGAUUGCUAUGGAGUGGAACACAAUUUUGGGUUUACAUCAGCCAUACGGUCUGGGUUUGUCUUCCAAGGCACAGAAUCAGUGACCAUUGGGGGUGGUGAUGACCUGUGGCUUUAUCUCAAUGGGAAGUUUGUGAUGGAGAUCAGUUCUAGGAAUAUGGGGACCAGUGUCCCCUGUAGGAAGAUCAGUCUGAGCGCUGCCAGCAAUCCAGGUGGUAGCUACAUCACCCCACAGUAUGGGUUUGUGUCCCCCACCACAGGGCUCUGUGUCAUUACCAGUACCCUGCCUGCUGAACAAGUCUUAGUGGAGUUAGAGGUAGGAGAGCGGUACCACUUCUCCAUUUUCCACGUGGAGCGGCUGCACUGUGCCUCCAGUCUGUACAUCCAGACGGAGAACUUUCAGUUCAUUGUGGACCCUGCUGAGGAGCCGCCCAGGGACUACAUCGUCACGGCAACAGAGGACCUCCACCAAAACGGCAUAGUGGCCGAGGUGGUCCUGGCUGACAUCUUCUCUGUGGGGCCACCCUUCACAGUCACCAUACUCAGGGGAAACGAAGCAAGACAUUUUACUUUGAAAGACAAGACAACAGCCAAUGAGAAUGCAGCAGUGGCUCCUCCCACAGUCCCACCCACAUAUACAACAAUCAACGGUCACUCCUUUGUUGCAUGUGCCACGCCCUCUACAAUCACCCCCGAGGGUUACGACGGUACCACAGAGACCUUCACCGUCAACACGGGAGUGGUUUUGUUAACUCUGGACUCCAGUCUGGACUACGAGGUCAAGAUCUCCUACAGUGUUGUCAUGGAGACCGUGGAUACUGGCAAAACUCCACCCACCACUGGCACAAUCACUGUUAAGGUGAAAGUGUCCGACGUGAAUGAUAAUUGUCCGGAGCUGACCCAGACCUUGUACCAGCUUCAGGCUAUCCCCGCACUACAGGUCGCGGCCCUGGCAGUCCUCAAUGCUAGCGACAUUGACAGUGGCAACAACUCUGCCCUCAGCUUCUACCUGUCCACAAUCGUAGAGGAUCCACCAAUCUCCAUUUUUAACGACACCAUGGAUCUAUACAAGGAGGUGUAUGAGGCCAACACCAUGUUGAAAUUUACGGUGAUCGUGGUGGAUGGUGGUAGCCCUAUGCGGGGCGCUACCGCAGCGGUGGAGUUGGAUAUAGACAACUCCUGUCUGAUCGAUGUGGAGUACCAAGCCAUUUCCUACUCCAUCACCGUCAAUGUCUCCACUGGGGAAAUCUACCACAGGGUGCCCGGAUACUACUACUAUGAAUACACCUGUAAUGAUGCCUUAGGAAUGGAGAGUGGGGUGAUCCUAGACAAGUAUAUCUCUGUCUCCUCCACUUCCUCAAUUAGCGGUCCAGACCGGGCAAGACUCAACACCACCCAGCUGGACGCUAACCUGGGGGGUUUGACCGGGGGCUGGGUACCUGCCACCAUGGACACAAACCAGUACAUAGAGGUCAACCUGACGGAGCCGACCUUUGUCCACUGGGUACAGAUCCAGGGUCAGGAUUCAGUCGACAACUGGGUCACCAGUUUCUCGGUUCUAUACAGUUCGGAUGGAGUGACUUGGGCCACUUACAUUAAUUCUUCGGGGGCGUCAGUUUUUGAGGGAGCCACAGAUCGGAACACAGUGGUGAGCGUCCCAAUGGUACCGGCGGUGUUUGGGACUUACAUCCGAAUCAAUCCACAAACCUGGAAUAAUGCCAUUGGGCUCCGAUUGGAAAUGAAGGGAUGUUCUUUUACCAAAUAUCAGUACUAUCGCACAACCUGUCAGCGUUGUUUGACCGCCUCGUACUGUGAAGGGGACUCAACCAUCAAGCCCUGUGGUCGCUGUGACCCCCCGGUCACUGGCUCCACCUGUGGUCGCUCUCCCACUGAGCACAGUUUUGGGGCUGCUGCCUCCUGCACCACUUGUCCCGAAGGCUGGAUCUGUAAGGAUGGCUAUGCCACACCCUGCCCAGAGUUCCACUAUGUAUCAUGUAACGACACAUACUGCCCUGACUCUUGUACCCAGUGUGAGCCCGGCUAUGCCUGUCGUGGAGGGAAACGAUACCAGUGUGAAAAGGGAACGUACUCUGAUGGAAAUACCAAGUUCUGUACCAUGUGUUCCCCCGGUACGUACCAGGACGAGGAGGGACAGAGCUCCUGUAAGAACUGUCCAGGUGGCUACUACAGCUCCUCCAGCAAGGACCGCUGUAAUCCGUGCGAGGCGGGGACGUAUGCAGCCACUGAUGGCACCGGCUGUAAGUCGUGUGGGUCCACCACUCAGUGCCCCUGUAUGGGCAGCACCACCCUGUGUUAUCACCCUGACCUCUGUUACAACAUGGACGGUAGUUAUGGGUGUCUUCCCUGCCCCACAGGUUAUGCUGGGAAUGGAGUCACAUGUUCAGAUGUUGAUGAGUGUACUUCUCUCACACCAACCCCCUGUUUCCAGCAGCGCUGUAGGAACACAGAGCCAGGGUUCCAGUGUCUGGCCUGUCCCCUCGGGUAUGUAGGCACGUACGAGGAUGCUUUGUCGUUUAACAUCAGCAGGAGGACUUUUCAGUUAUACAACACUGUGUUGGACCCCACACAGGCCCAGACCUGUUCAGACAUCAAUGAAUGUCUGUCUGACAAUGGAGGAUGUGAUGCCAAUGCUUACUGUACAAAUACACCAGGGAGCUACAGCUGUGGGUUGUGUAAGGAUGGCUAUGUGGGUAACACAGUGACCGGCUGUGAGCUGGCCGACUACUGCCUCUCAGGUAAACACACCUGUCACGCCAAUGCUACCUGCUACUACACUGGACCCCAGGAGUACAAGUGUGUGUGUAACAAUGGGUGGGCAGGAAAUGGUUACCUGUGUGGGGACGACCCAGAUCAGGACGGUGUUCCCACGCUGGGGCUUCCUUGUUCUGAGGAGGAGUGUAAAUCGGACAACUGCCCCCUACACCCUAACAGUGGACAGGAGGAUGCCGACACGGACGGAAUGGGAAACGCUUGUGACGCUGAUGACGACAAUGAUGUCAUCUACGAUGAGCAGGAUAAUUGUCCGUACAAGGCUAACAAUGACCAGGCGGACGCUGAUUUGGAUGGUGUGGGGGAUGUCUGUGAUAACUGUCCUAACGUGGCCAAUGCCGACCAAUCAGAUGUUAACGCUGACGGCGUCGGAGACCUCUGUCACACAGACAAUGAUAAGGACGGGGACGGGUUCCAAGAUGGUCUGGAUCUCUGCCCUCUAGUGGCCACUAAUGCUCAGACAGACUCAGACGGGGAUGGGGUGGGGGAUGAGUGUGACAAUUGUCCACAGACCAGUAACGCCGCUCAGACUGACUCCAACUACAGCGGGGUGGGGGAUAGCUGUGACGGUCAGGAUAAGGAUGGAGAUGGCAUACCAGAUUUCAGAGACAAUUGUCCAGAAGUUCCAAACGCCCAGCAGACCGACACAGACUCAGAUAGUACUGGGGAUUUUUGUGACCCUGACAUUGACAAUGACGGUGUUCUCAAUGCUGCUGACAACUGUGUAUAUGUAGCCAAUGCUGACCAGGCAGAUGCCAAUGGGAAUAGAGUGGGAGAUGUAUGUGAGAGUGACCGGGACCUGGAUGGUGUGGUGAAUAACCUUGAUAUGUGUCCUAACAACAAGGACAUCAGCUCCAUCAACUUCACAGACUACACCGCCAUUGACCUUAACCCGACCUUGAUCUCAGAAAAGGCAGCAGUGUGGCACAUCAUGGACAAGGGGAGAGAAGUCAGACAGACAGAAACUACACUGAAACCUGCAGCAUACAUAGGGAACCACUUCUUUGAUCACAUGGAGUUCUCUGGUACUACAUAUGCCCAGAGUGAUGAGUGCUAUGGUUACAUCGGCUUUAUUUUUGGAUUCCACUCCACACAAAAGUACUACCUAGCUCUCUGGAGACACGCCCACCUGAACUACAACAUCUACGGAGGAAUCAAAGGGGUGCAACUCAGGGUAAUAGAGACUACAAACAAUGUUGGACAGAACUACGCCAAUGCCUUGUACCAGAGCUAUGAUGUCACUUCCUACUCCAGACUCCUGUGGCAGGAUCCCACCCUGACCGGGUGGAAUUGUUGGACCAGUUACCGCUGGACCAUACAGCACACCCCCUCCCAGGGAAUCCUGAGGUUGAUUGUGAAGGAGGGAGACUCGACGAUUGCAGACUCCGGUACUCUGUAUGAUGUUUCCAUACCUGGGGGGAGGAUCGGGGUGUUUGCUUACAACCAAACAGGGAUCAUCUGGUCAGACAUGAGAUUUGAAUGCAAAGACAGAACUAACAAGGCUCUCUCAUUAGAUGGUUCAACAUAUGGUACAAUAGGCAAUAUGACAGGACUGAGAAUAGAAAAAAGUUUUACAAUGGAGGCUUGGGUAAACCUACCAACUGGCUUUCCCUCUACAGCUAUACCCAUCCUUUGUACCAAUGGAAGUGAUCUCUGUCUCUAUGUGGAGGGAGGGGUUUUCAAGAGCAAUGUGUCAACUAACAGUGUUGCAGGAACCACCCCUGUGACAGCAGACAAGUAUAACCAUGUCCUGGUGCGGUACAAUGCACAAGCUGCUACAUUGUCACUUUUUGUCAAUGGCACCAAAGAGGCAGAAGCUACAGACCUGGUUGAAAUUUCUUGGGCUACUGACGUGGUUCUAUAUUUGGGAUAUGAUGGUACAAAUUAUUUAACAGGGAAACUGGAUGAUAUAAGAAUCUACAAUGUCCAAAUACCUGACUCGGAAGUAUCCCAGUUUUGGCAAAAGGUGGGAAUGGAGCGGGAUUAUCAGAAGUACACACUGUCCGCUCACUACACGAUGGACGACAAUCCCAGUUCAACAAUUUUAAUGGAUCAGAGUCCUCACAAAAUGGAUGUAUCAUUUUCAGGAACUCCAUCAUUUGUUGAAAGUACAUCAGACUUUGACAGAUACUACCUUACCAAUGGAUAAAAAUAGUUCCAGGAAGAAAGGACAAUCUUCAGGAUUAUAACACUUGUUAAUGUGACUACAUACAGUCAAAUUCAGAUAUCUCAAAUAUAUCAUGGAUAGAUCAAAGUGAGUUGGAAGUCCCAACAACUGUUUUUGUAGGCAUUGUUAAAUUCAAUAACUUUAUUCUUUUGAUAUCUUCUUUUUUUGUUGCUUCAAUUUUGAGAUAAUGAGGUCGUACUGUAUGUCUAUUUAAUGCUGAAAUUUGUUUGAGAAACGCCUUUAGCCUAAAUGAUCAGAAACACUCAAACCUGCCGAUUUUGAGAUUAUAUACACAGUAGUGUAGUGUCAUCAAUCAAACAUCCGUCCCCGUUCACUGCACUUGUUAUUGAUUAAGCACAUGAUUAUGUAUUUCUACUACAUUUAGCUUUUUGUUAUACAUUUAUUGCCUUACUUUGUUACACUUAAAUUUUUGAUGAAUAUAAGUUAUGGUUACAUUUAAUGUUAAGGGUGACUCUCUAUACUUUUUUGUCAAAAUGCAAAACAGAUUCUGUAAACUAGUACAUGUAUAUAUCUAGUAUUUGUGCUCUUUAUUUUGCAUAACAUAUCAUGCAGAAGUAAGUUGCAAGAUAUUUUAUGAACAGAAUGAGAGAAAUUUAUAGCAAAUUUUUUACUAUGGAAUCAUUAAAAUUUGUGGGUGUCAAUUUUUAUAGUCUAUUUCUAAAUAUGUUUUCUUUGCUAUAAUAAAAUUUUAUUUAUUUGUUUUUUUUAAUGGUUAAUUCGUUCACCAGUAAUUUUUCUGUCUUCUCAAUCUGUUUGAUGUUCUUGUCAUUAAACUAUGUCAACCUUUUAUGAACAUAUGCUUUUGUAUUAAUGUCAGAUUGAUAUAAGGUCACUUUAUGUGAUCAAAAUGUUGAUAUUUAUGAAGGUCACUGCCGGUCAUGGCCUUAUUUUGUAUGUCUGUGAUAUAUAUAUGUGAUAUGUAAAUUGAUUAAUGGUUAACACAUAUGUCUAUUUCCUAUCAAAUUUAAAAAUUUUCUUUAAAAUUGUCUAUUCUUAACAAAUUAUAACAAACAAGUAUUACGCUUGUUUGUUUUAUGAAUGGAAAUUAAAAGAUUUAAACUAAAAAAGCAUUUUGAAUUGAUGCCAGCAGCUGCAUUGCCAAGAUAAAAUGUUCGCCGGUUUUGUAUAAAACACAAAUAAGCUUUUGAUCAAGGCAUCUGAUAUAAUGGGUUUUUUUUAUAAGAAAUAUACAAAAUAUGAAUUAUGAAUAAAAAAGAAGAAGAGAAGAGAUAAAAAGUCAAAGGCAGGAAGUUGAUAUAGGAAGAGAAAGCCUUGUGCAUGCAGGCAAAAUAGUCCACAAAUCUAGUGCCAAAAUAACAAUGUACAUUUAUAUUAAAUUUCUUCUUUGAAAUGAAAAGUACUAACGCCAUAUAUUAGAAAAAGUGAUGUUUUACAAUUGCAAUCUGUAUAUUUUCUUCCUGAUUUUAUGAAUACUGUAUUUUAUAAAUGACAACAGUGGUUUAGGUUACACUGCCUUUUAAUGUUAUUUCACAUGAUCAUAUGAGACAGCUCUUUCUUUUAAUAAACAUAUCAGAAUACAA